AUGAGUGUAACAGGCUCUCCACGCAUUGACCAGCCUGUUGUUGAAGGCGACUGGCUCUUAUGGCUUCACAACACCGAAGACGUCCUGGGUGAUGACGGCAGCGCUGCCCAUUUCAAUCCCACUGAUGAUUCAUCCAUCGGCGGGCCCUUUCGUUCAGGGUCUAACCACCAGCGUAGUGAAUGUGAUAGGGCUUCUGAAGACACUUCAAAUGAAUAUGCACCACCAUCCAGUGAUGCUCUCACCGAAGACACGUCAUGGCUAUUGUCGAGCGCAUACUAUGGACCACCAUCCGACUCAUCUGCCGGGUCGAUUGACUCAAUUCCUUCCUCUAUAAGAUUGGCUUCUCGAUCACGAAGAAGAAGGAAGCAGAUGAGCCAGCAGAUGAGCAACAAACAAGACGGCGAGAGGGCUAAAAGAAGAUACCAGUGCACAUUUUGUACAGACGCUUUCAAGACAAAGCAUGAUUGGCAACGACACGAGACGACGAUGCACCUGAGUCUUGAGCAGUGGAGAUGCUCAAGAUACGGCCCAACAAUAAACCGCCCGGACGGAAAGACUUACUGCGUCUUUUGUAACUGUCCUGACCCUACAGCCGAACAUCCUGAGCUGCACAACUACGCCGCCUGUGUCGCCCAGCCCGAGGAAGCUCGACUAUUUCACCGCAAAGACCACCUGAGACAACAUCUACGCCUAUUCCACCAAGGAUGCAACAUCAACGACUCCAUGAAGAGCUGGCUUUCGUCUGUAGAUGAUGUUGUAUCUCGUUGUGGGUUUUGCGACGAACAGAUGGCCUCGUGGACCGAGAAGCAGAAACACCUCGCCGCCCACUUUCGCAUGGGCUCUGAUAUGAAAGAGUGGAAAGGUGACAGAGGGUUUGAUCCUCAGAUCGACGAAAUCGUAGAGAACGACAUGCCUGCGUUUUUGAUAGCCGACCAGCGACGCACCAUGGAGCCGUUCUCAGCUUCGCGGGCUGACCAUCGUGCGAAUAAACUUUCGGAUCCUGUCAGCACAGACUCGAAUAUUCUCGGACCUGGACUGGUCAACAAGGAAUUAGAAGUACACAACACGGGACACUCUCAUCGUGAGGUAGAGCAACAGCUGUUACGAUAUGUGUCUACGAGUAUUUCCCAAGGCCAUGUGCCCUCGGAUCAACAGAUACAAAUAAAGAUGAGUGGGAUUAUAUAUGGACCGGAUAAUACUUGGGACAAUACCUGGGCGGAUAAUCCCCAGUGGUUGGAAAUCUUCAGGAAGAAGGCUGGUUUGAUUAGCUUGCCAUUGAGUGGAGGCAAGAAUGCAUUUAUCGGAUUCUGA
This is a messenger RNA of Fusarium sp. VM40, 1311 nucleotides long. The record is from the annotation of a GenBank genome assembly. NCBI's taxonomy places the organism in Eukaryota, Fungi, Ascomycota, Sordariomycetes, Hypocreales, Nectriaceae.